Molecule: messenger RNA, 306 nt
Organism: Symbiodinium natans
Lineage: Eukaryota; Dinophyceae; Suessiales; Symbiodiniaceae
Source: the annotation of a GenBank genome assembly
AUGCAACAAGGUGGCCACCGACCCGACCUGGCGUCUGCUUCCGUGGGGCCCGAUACCGACGGGGCCAAGGAACAAUCGCUGUCGACCGAGAAGAAAGCCGUGGCCGCGGCCCUGACGCUCUUUUCCGACGGUUCAAUGUCGCAAAGAACCUGCGGGUUAUGCCGCGGCCUCAUGUGCUUGCAGCUGCAGCAUGCAGCAGGGAGCUGCCUAAAUCAAGAAGUCGAACCACGGCAGUAUUUCUCGAGCUCUUGCAUCGUCGGCAGAAGACUUGGCACAGGAAAGCAUGUCAGCAUAAGAAGAACAUAG